Molecule: messenger RNA, 3325 nt
Organism: Acanthochromis polyacanthus (spiny chromis)
Lineage: Eukaryota; Metazoa; Chordata; Actinopteri; Pomacentridae
Gene: fermt1
Product: FERM domain containing kindlin 1
Exons: 15
Coding region: 782-2779 (665 amino acids)
Biological process (GO): cell-matrix adhesion; integrin-mediated signaling pathway
Cellular component (GO): focal adhesion
Molecular function (GO): integrin binding
Source: RefSeq, a predicted model, not a curated record
AAUCAGAGUGUUCAUUAAACCUUGCCUUCCAGCUACAAGUUUUCACACUGUACACACUUCCACUGGUCUAUCCUCUCAGGAUGAGCCAAACAGGUAUGAUUGCUUCGGUCUGGACCAGUUUGCUGCCUGUCUUCAUUCAACACAUUUCAGAAAUGAAGGCAGAUUGGUGCGUAGUAUGGAGCUGGUUGGUUUUUUUUGUGGCUCUCCUGCACCACAUUCGUGUCUCUGCUCGUCACACAUUCCACAGCUUUACCCUCCCUGCUCCUCCUCCUCUUCCUCCUUACAUGCCUCGAGUCUUUCAUCCAUUCAUUCGGUCCCGUUAAACCCAACCAAUCGUCCCACAGAUCUGUAAGGAGCUGAGCUGAGCGUACUGCAGCCUCAUCUGUUUUUCCCCGCUGCCUGCCUGUCUGCGUGUUCGUUGAUGUCUUAUUUAUAAAUGUACCGGCUGAGAGGAGCUCCACUCCGGGGGCUGCAGUACUCUGCAGCACAGUUAAAAAUGUGUAAAACAGAAGGAGAUGAGUAUUUGCUAACUGCCAGCCAAGUUAAUCAGGAUGUUGAGAAACACUUAAUCCGCUGACUCAUGUUUUCACGCCAGAUGUUUCCUAAUGUUCCAAAGAAAAAGGGCUUGAGAAACAAAUAUUUUUAGAGGAAUUCCCCCCCGUUAUGUGUUUAAUUAGAAGUGGCAGUUGUUUCUCUGCGUUGGUGAUAUCUAAACCUACGAGCUUCCUGUCUGUAAUCUCACCUCUGUGUUUUGUUUGGUUUGGUUUUAAAGAGUGGGGCUAUGAUCACAGCCGCGGAAUAUGGAGAGACAUCAUGGGAGCUGUCGGUACAGAUCGAUCAGAAACAGGGGGACGAGUCCAUGAAAUUUAAGCUGAGGGUGAAGGGAGACUUGCACAUCGGAGGCCUCAUGCUAAAGCUGGUGGAAAAAAUCAAGGCGCCUCAGGACUGGUCCGAUCACGCUCUGUGGUGGGAACAGAGGAAAUGCUGGCUGCUCAAGACCCACUGGACCCUGGACAAGUAUGGAAUUCAGUCGGAUGCUGACCUGCGCUACACACCUCAGCACAAACCUCUGCUGCUGCAGCUUCCCAACAUGAAAACCAUCAAAAUGACCGUCAGCUUCUCCAGCGUGGUCUUCAAGGCGGUGACAGAAAUCUGUCGAACGCUCAACAUCAGAAGACCAGAGGAGCUGUCUCUGCUGAAGCCUCCAGAUGAUCCGUCCAAGAAGAAGAAGAAGAGAGACAAGAACUCGCCUCAGGAGGAACUCUGGGACAUCGAUUUACUCAGCGGAGGUCCAGGAGGAACAGGCCCCAUGUACAGUAAGACCAUGACAGCGACCUACGACCCGGAGAACGGGAUGCCGGUGUCGGCCACCAGCCUCUGGUUUGGAGAAAACCCUCUGGCUGAAAGUCAACCAAACCUGCCGCCUGCUGAGCUCGCAAAGAUGUAUCAGCCGCUGUCGCUGGUGGACAAAGCAAUCAACAAUGCUGGGUGGUUGGACUCGUCUCGUUCCCUCAUGGAGCAGGACAUCCAAGACGACGACAAGCUGCUGCUUCGCUUCAAGUACAACGUCUUCUUUGACCUGAAUCCUAAAUACGACGCUGUGAGGAUAACACAGCUGUACGAACAGGCUCGCUGGUCCAUCCUGCUGGAGGAGAUCGACUGCACUGAGGAGGAGAUGCUCAUGUUUGCUUCAUUACAGUAUCACAUUUGUAAGCUUACCAUGUCAAGCGAGCCGCUGGAUCACUCCAACGAGCCGGAAAUCGAUGAAGUGGAGGCCGCCCUGUCCAACCUGGAGGUGACGUUGGAGGGAGGACACACCGACAAAAUCCUGGAAGACAUUACAGACAUUCCAGAGCUGGCAGAUUCCCUCCGGUUGUUUAGGCCUAAAAGAUUAACGCUGCGGCCCUACAAAGAAUACUGGUUUGUAUUUAAGGACACCACCAUCUCCUACUACAAGAACAAGGAGGCCUCCGUUGGAGAACCGAUAGAGCAGUUUCACCUCCGAGGCUGUGAAGUUGUUCCUGACGUCAACGUCACAGACAAGAAAUUCGGCAUCAAGCUGCUUCUUCCGGUUGCCGACGGGAUGAACGAGGUUUACAUCCGAUGUGACAAUGAAAUACAAUACGCCAAGUGGAAAGCCGCCUGCAUCCUGGCCUCAAAAGGCAAGACGAUGGCCUACAGCUCCUACAAGUCGGAGGUGAGGAGCAUCCAGUCCUUCCUGCAGAUGAAGAGCCUGGCGCCCCCUCCUGGUCAGGCAGCUCCCGAUCUGGACGCCAUGGAGAUGAACGCCGAGUGUUUUGUUUCUCCACGUUAUGCCAAAAAGCACAAGACCAAACAGCUGACAGCACGUAUCCUGGAGGCGCAUCAGAACAUCGCACGGCUGUCGCUAAUGGAGGCCAAGAUGCGUUUCAUCCAGGCCUGGCAGUCGCUCCCAGAGUUUGGCAUCAACUACUACAUAGUCAGGUUCAAAGGCAGCAAGAAGGAUGAGAUUCUGGGGAUUUCGUACAACCGGAUGAUUCGCAUCGACAUGUCCUCUGGUCUGCCCGUCACCACGUGGAGGUUCGCCAACAUGAAGCAGUGGAACGUCAACUGGGAGAUCAGACAGGUGACCAUAGAAUUUGACCAGAAUGUGACGAUAGCUUUCUGCUGCCUGAGCUGCGACUGCAAAGUGGUGCACGAGUUCAUCGGCGGCUACAUCUUCCUCUCGACGCGAUCGAAGGACCAGAACGAAACGCUAGACGAAGAACUGUUCCAUAAACUUACAGGAGGCCAAGAAUGAGCACACAGGUGGUGGCUUUUUAGAGUGUAUUUCUGUUAUUUAGAGACAGACGAGUGAGAAAUUAAAGAAAAAAUACAAGAUAAAGUUUCUGAGAAAAGUGUUGGGCUUCUUUACGCACCUUGACAUUGAUUCUCUGAGCCUCUAAAACUCUACUGGAGGGACGAAUUAAGCAUUUUUUCCUGUUUUUUUUAAAACAUUUUUUAGCAAAACACUACCAAAUCUCCUCAUAGGAGUUUAGGUUUUUCCUUUAAUUUGUCACCCAUCUGUAUAUGUUUUAGUGUGAAAGUGCAGCAGCCGUAACCACAAACACUGAGCAAAUCACUGCCAAAGAACACAUCAGAGAAAAAUGCUUUUUCACCCACAGGACAGUGUCUUUAGUUGUUUUUGUAUCAUUAUGUGUCCUGCACUAGAAAAGAUAGUGUUGAUGUAAAUAUGUAGCCAAGAUUUGUCUUUCUCCUAAAACUUGGAUGUUUGUAAGAAGUUUUUUUUUUUCUAAGGUGAAGAAACUGAACAAAAGCCAUUAAAGGGUGUUUUUAUAUUUUACAA